This is a messenger RNA of Blepharisma stoltei, 1455 nucleotides long. The record is from the annotation of a GenBank genome assembly. Lineage: Eukaryota; Ciliophora; Heterotrichea; Heterotrichida; Blepharismidae.
AUGCCAGGUGGCUCUUCAGUUGCGAUUGGUACAUACAAUUUUUUUAAAGAAUCAAACAUAGUGAUUCCUUCAAUAGGAGCUGCCAAUGGUAGCCCUUUUUUAAGUUCUAAAGAGAAAUUCCCAAUGUAUGUGAGAUUGCUCACACCUUUUCUAUUGCACAUUGAUAUCGUAUUUUUAAGAGCUAUGGGGUGAAAAAAUGCUGCCAUUAUAUAUGAGGAUAGCAUAUGAGGAAGUUCUUCAUAUAAUUUAAUGAAGGUUUCUGCUGAAAGUUUAGGAAUUAAGCUACUAAACUCAGAAAGUUCAAGAAUUAUACCAGAAAAUCUUGAAAGAAAAGACAUUAAAGCUGCAAAAUCUGCACUGCAAGGAGUUAUUGAUUCAAAAGCCAGGCUAUUAAUAAUAUUAAUUCAGUGCCCUUUGUGCAAUUACGUGUUAGAAUAUUUAUAUGAUUUAGGAUUAAGAAAAGGCGAUUUAUAUGUUUUUGCAGGAACCCUUAAUCCUCUGUAUUAUAUUUCUAACAAUGACACUUAUUUAUACAAAAGAUUAGAAAUUGGGGUAGCUAUGACUAGAGUUAAUGCACCAAGAUGGACAGGAGAAAUAGGUCAGGGUGCUUUAAAGUGAAUUUUAAAAACGAAUGACACGGUAAACGAUUUCACUUGUUCAUAUUAUGAUGGUGCAUAUCUGAUUGCUAAGGCUUUAGAUUAUUUAAUAAACACUGGAAAAGAUUAUACAGAUCCACUGAAGUUAAUGUCAAUAAUAAGACAGACAAAAUUUGUUGGAUGCACAGGCCCUGUCUCAAUCAAUCCUGAUAGCAAUGAUAGAAUUUAUGAGAUAUACCCAAUAGAAGCUCUUAAAGUCGAUAGCAAAGGAAACACAGAAAUUUAUUGAGUUGGAGAUUUAAAGCCAUUCAGCACAAAAAUGCUAUCUAUUACAAAUCCAUUAAUUUAUGCUAAUGGAACAUCAAUUAAGCCAAGCGACAUAAGAAACUUAAACGGUGAGUGCCCUUUCCCUAGCCGAGAAAUUCGCACUUUUACAAAAGGGCGAGAACUUCUAUUUGGGCUUUCUUUUUUCGUUUUUAUUAUUACUACAGUCACUACAUAUUUUAUAUGGCAAAGAUGAUGGAAUGUUCCUGCUGGGAUUUUCGGGGAAAAGCAAGAAAUGUCUAUAGGAGAUUUAAUUGUAGCAGCCACAAUACCUAUAGAAUUUUUUCAAUUUGCAACGAUGGGGCCGUGGCCAUACUCUUAUCUUAAAUCUUUAAUCUCUACACUUUAUCUAGGUAUUGGUGGAAAUUCUAUAGCAUAUCUUGCUUUUUUAAGUAUUGGAUGACUAGUACUUGCUCUGUUAGGUCUUUAUUUGCAAAUUAAAAAAUAUCCUAGCCUACUUUAUCGGAAAAAAGUAAAGAUUUGCGUGGACUAUUUAGAUUUGCAUUUGCAUUUAGAGGCUCAGUAUAUAUGAUAA